CGCAUUCGGCCGCGGGUCGCUCGGAGCCAUUGUAGGACACGGCGCGGUGGCCUUUUCAGGACUCUGCCGUCCCCCACCAGAGUGAUGUCGAGGAAGCGUGUGGAUGGAAAGCCCUCCGGUCUCCCAAAGGCCUGGUCUGGGGAACCAGUGACCUUUGAAGAUGUGGUCCUGAGUUUCACCCCGGAAGAGUGGGAACUGCUGGAUCCCAUGCAGAAGACCCUGUACAGGGAAAUGAUGCUGGAGAACUACCGGAACCUGGUCUCAGUGGAACAUCAGCUUUCCAAACCAGAUGUGGUGUCUCAGUUAGAGGAGGCGGAAGAACUAUGGAUGAAGGAGAGAAAAAUUCCUCAAGACACCUUUCCAGAGUGUCCUGUGGCUAAGCUGGAACCUCAACAGGACGCCCUCCCUGUGGUGGGCAGGGAUGUGAACCCCCAGAUGAAGAUCGCGGUCGUGGAGGUGCUCACGCUGAACCAGGAGGUGGCCCGCUCCCGCAAUGCUCAGAUCUGGGCCCUCUAUGCCGAGAAUGAGGGCGUAAGCUCAGAGCUGCCUGGGGGGCCUGUUGGAGAGGUGGGCGUACAUUCCCCAGGUUCAUUGGACCCUGAGGUACCCACACUGAGCCAGGAGUUAACGUGCACCACCCAGACCCGUGCCCUCUCUACCGAGGAGGGGAGCCUACGCUCAGAGCCACCCCGGGAGCCAGCUGGACAGCUGGGCUUAAGUUCAUCAGGUUCAUCGGGCCCUGAGGUCCCCACGUCAACCCAGGAGGUGACCCAUGUCCACCACACCCAGAUUCGAGCCAUCUAUGCCGAGAGUGAGGGCCUAAUCUCGGAGCUCCCCGGGGAGCCUGCUGCUCAGCCUGGCGAGCAUUCAGCAGACCCCGAGGCUGCUCGUCAGAGAUUCCGGCAGUUCCGCUAUCAAGUGGCCACAGGCCCCCGGCCAGCCCUGGCCCAGCUUCGCAAGCUGUGCCGGCAGUGGCUGCGGCCUGAGGUGCGCUCCAAAGAGCAGAUGCUGGAGCUGCUGGUGCUGGAGCAGUUCCUGGGCUCCCUGCCCAGAAAGCUCAGGGCCUGGGUGGAGUCGCAGCACCCAGCGGACUGUCAGGAGGCCGAGGCCCUGGUGGAGGUCGUGACCUGGAUAUCCUCAGAAGAAGCUCUGCCGGCCCAGGAGCCUGCCUCGUCUCUGGAGAACACUGACAAGCAGGAGGAGGAGGAGGAAGUGGCCGAUUCUUCAGCCAAGGAGCCACCAGAGGAGGCGGUGACCUUCCAGGAUGUGGCAGUGGACUUCAGCCGGGAGGAGUGGAGGCUGCUGGGCCCGACACAGAGGACAGAGUACCGUGACGUGAUGCUGGAGACCUUUGGGAACCUGGUCUCUGUGGGGUGGGAAACGACACUCGAAAGUAAAGAGUUAUCGCCGGUGGCUGAUGUUUCCGAGAAAGAACCAGCCCUCGGCCUGAAUGAGGACGAAUCCUCAAGGAGUGACCUCAGGCCCUCCUCUUCAGGAGACGUCUUGCAAGGCGAGGGCCCAGGAGUCCAGGACAUGGUGCCGAAACAAACAGGGCUUGCUCAGGAAGAGGCCCAACCUCAGGAGGAGAACUUGGAGCAGCUCCAGUCCAGUGUGAACACCAAUCUCCGCACAGGCCCAGUUUCUGACCCCAAACCUCCCAUUAAGAAAAAACCCUUACGCAAAAAUGGGUCCCAGGUUAAAAGCACAAAGCAGCACAAGCUACGUGUUAAAGUGCCUCCGAAGAACUUUGAGCAAGGAAAAGCCAAGGAAAACGGCGGUUGCGGGACAUCCCAUCGCCAGAAUGUGCCGCAGAUCACAUUCACGAGAAUCCACAAGGAAAGCCCACAUUGCCGGUGCAGCGAAUGUGGCAAAACGCUCCGGAACCCGAAAUACUUUUCAGUACAUAAGAAAAUCCACAUAGGGCAUAGGCCCUUUGUAUGCCAGGAAUGUGGGAAAUCGUUCAUCCAGAGCUCCUCGCUCACACAGCAUCAGAGGAUUCACACUGGAGAGAAGCCAUUCAAGUGCCAAGAGUGUGGGCGAGCCUUCAAUGACCGCUCAGCCAUCUUCCAGCACCUGAGGACUCACACUGGCGCCAAGCCGUACCCAUGUGGGGACUGUGGGAAAGCUUUUCGCCAGAGCUCUCACUUGGUCAGGCAUCAGAGGACUCACACUGGGGAGCGUCCCUACGUGUGUAAGAAGUGUGGACGGGCCUUCAACCAGAGCUCGCACCUCAUCGGGCACCAGAGGACGCACAACAAGGUGGUGAGCAAGAAGAGAGCCAGGAAGAAACUGCUUCACUCGUAAACAUUGAGCAGUCAGGGACAGGCUUUGCCUUCUUACCUCCUUCUGCAAUGUAGUGUGCACGGGCCUGCUUGGUAUUCCAGACUGAAUGUGAAAAGGAGGUGUGAGUGAGCACGCUCCCAAAAGGACCGCCAGGGGCAUAGCACAUCAGUCAGGAGCCUGGUGAGGCGGGGCUGCUAAUGAAUGUAGUCCUUAGGAAAAAAGAUUGAUUUUCCAGUCAGUUGAGGCACUGUCAGUGAUUAAUUUGUUUAUUUUUUUUAUAGGACCGAAGCCAAUCUGUACUGACCAUUGUAUCUAUGAUAAAAUAUUUACGCAUACAGACAA
This is a messenger RNA of Echinops telfairi (small Madagascar hedgehog), 2625 nucleotides long. RefSeq names its product zinc finger protein 274 (gene ZNF274). Gene Ontology annotation, biological process: negative regulation of transcription by RNA polymerase II. Lineage: Eukaryota; Metazoa; Chordata; Mammalia; Afrosoricida; Tenrecidae. The transcript is spliced from 8 exons. The record is from RefSeq and is a predicted model, not a curated record. Gene Ontology annotation, molecular function: DNA-binding transcription repressor activity, RNA polymerase II-specific. Bases 85 to 2304 code for a protein of 739 amino acids.